CCUCACAUGCAAUUAACGGAGCGCAAAUCGAUCGCUAAGCAGCAGUAAAAAAUAGAACUAGCAAGGAAAAGGAAGGAAGAAGCAAGGAUGCCGGCGACCUUGGAGUUUGGUGGGACGCAGCUGACGAUCCGGUUCGACAUCCUCAACACGUCGACGAUCCGACAGGUGAAGCAGGCGAUCCAGUCCCUCUACGGCGUCCCCGUCGCCAGGCAGACCAUCCUUUGGGCCCCGGGCGGCCCGCUGGCCGACGACCGCACCCUGGAGUCCUACAACGUGGGCCCGGACCAGAUGGUGCUGAUGGACCUGGUGGUCGAGCCCAACACGACGGUGCCCAUCACCGUGGCGCUGGAGGCCCCGCAGUACCCGCAGUGGGGGGACGCGGUGCAGUGCAUGGAGACGGCGACGGUGGGGCAGCUGAAGCGCAUGGUGGCCGACAGGCUGGGGUGGAGGACGACCGGCGGGAUGAUGCUGCACCACGGCCCCGCCAUGGCGGCGAUGGACGACGAGGACAGGCUCAUCAGCGAGUACCUGGUGCUCGACGGCAGCGUCGUCUUCGUCCGGUUCCUCAACGCCAAGGUGCCGCCUACGCAGCCGAAUCUGGCGGCUCGGUUCUAGCUUCUUUGUUUGCGAUCGAUCGUGAUCGUCCGCCGCCGCGACUAUUGUGGUAGUCGUAGUAUGGAUUGUUCUAUUAGUAUAAUAUAAGUUGGGUAAGGGUAAGAGACAUUGAUGGUGGUAACGUAGUUUGAGAAUGUUUUCUAUGGAGAAGUAUAUUGUGAUAUUGGAUCUAUAAUAUUAAUGUAUGGUGGUUAUUGAUGUCUAGAGGUGUCAGUUCGGGUCGGGUUCGGUUACCUCGAAACCGAAAAUCACUAAAACCGAAUCCGAACCCGAUAAGGAGUUACGGGUUCCGGUUACCCGAAACCCAAAAAUUCCUUAUCGGGUUCGGUUAAAGCAAAACCAAAACCCAAAAACCCAAACGCCUAAAAAUACGGUUCAUUAAAGGUUUUUAGUCGGA
This is a messenger RNA of Linum trigynum, 1012 nucleotides long. The record is from the annotation of a GenBank genome assembly. Lineage: Eukaryota; Viridiplantae; Streptophyta; Magnoliopsida; Malpighiales; Linaceae.